Molecule: messenger RNA, 1137 nt
Organism: Symbiodinium natans
Lineage: Eukaryota; Dinophyceae; Suessiales; Symbiodiniaceae
Source: the annotation of a GenBank genome assembly
AUGGCUGCUUUCCGCUCGACGUGGUCGGCAGUUCUCUUGCAGUCCAUUUUGCUGGGCCUCAGACACGUCGUGGCAGAAGAGGUGUGCGAACAUGGCGCCACUAGCUCUGCUCUGCUGCAGUAUGGGCACGUCACAGUGGUACAUACGACCAGUGCGGCGCUUGUUGUCAACUCCACCAAUUCGACAAAUGGGUCGUUGAUAAUUGCAGGGGUUGACGCUUGCUUGAAGGAGCGGAUGCUCGACGCAUCAGGAGACCCGGAAGAGUUACAGCGUUGGGACAUGGUACGCGAAGCGGAGAUCCUUGCCCGGUUGGGGCGUGCUGGUGUGAGGGCCGAGGGGUGGCCAAGGGAUCCAGAAGUGAUCCGAGCAGCCAAGGUAUUCUGGCUGAUUUCAGUAGCAGGUCAAGAUGCUGCUGAGGCCAUCGUCAGGAAGGAGUUUGAGGAGCGGACCCUGGCGACUUUGUCAAGUGCGAAUUUGAGCGAGGAGGCUAUCCAGCGCUUCACAGAGACGAUCCAACAGAUGGCCGUGAUGUGUGGGAAAGAGGAAGCGGGCAAUGAGACAUCGCAGAAGGAAAGCGACAUCUUGCAUGAGAAUUUUACCGACGAAGAGUCACGGGUGGCAAUGGAGAUUGCCACCUACGCGGCAGGCUUGUGCAAGUCACAGGCUUUGGACUUGGACUUCUUCACGGACCAUUUCGGAAGCUCUGCGGAUUGUGCAGAGAUGAUCUCAGGCCCCCGCCUGGUGCAGCUGAACAAGUUCGCCAGGAAACUGGAGUACCUCGCCAAGACGAUUCUCGUCCUACACGAUGCGCAUAAUCAGUUGGGUCAUCAUCUCAGCCGACAGCUGAGCUCACGAGCCUCCUUCUCUGAACUGUCCAUCUCGAAGCCGCUCUCGGAUGCUCUCGCGCAUUAUGCCAACACCCGUACUACGAGGAUGUCCAUGGGUUUUCGAUUGAUUCCUACUGCCAAUCCAACUUUCAGCUCAAGAGAGAGGAUGGAGAACAUUGGAUCAGCCAAAGCGAGGAAAUCCAGGCCUAUGUCCAGUGCCUCUGCGUGGAUCUCGAGCCGUCCAUCCUGUGCGAUGCCAAGCCAUUCGGCAGAAUCAGCUGUGGCUGUGCUCUUUGCUUUGUGUAUGUAA